AAGUAAGGACUCGCCUCACCACAGCUCUUUAGUUCCUGAGUUUUAUGUAGAGCGCAUUCCAUUUGCUCAAAAUCAAGAUUGCAAGAUGGUUGUCGUGAAUAAAGAUGAUAUUACUCCUGUUUAUGAAGCAGUUAGAGAUGACAAUAACGAUACUAAUUGGCUUGUUCUGAAGUAUACAGACACGGAAAUAACUGUUGAUUCACAAGGCACAGACUAUGACGAUUUCAAAUCAAAGUUUCAGGAUGACGAGCGAGUAUUCGGCUACGUUAGGCUAAUUACCGGGGACGAAAUGAGCAAGCGUGCCAAAUUUGUUUUAAUAACAUGGAUAGGUAAAAAUGUAAAGCCAUUGCAGAAAGCCAGAGUAUCAACGGAUAAAGCCUUCGUAAAAGAAGUUCUUAGGAUUUUUGCUCUGGAGGUAUCGGCUGAUGACGUCACGGAUAUUACCGAAAACAAGAUUCGUGACGCUGUUGUAAAAGCUGGAGGAGCGAACUAUGGAACAGGAAAUUGAACCUCUAGUCAAACAUCUCAGAAACUUUAUUUUAUAGGAUUUUCAAAAUGGGAGUGAAAAAGAGAAAACUGCUUUAAGAAAAUGCUUCUUAUUUCUUGAUAUAUACACAAAAAUGGUUUGAUGGUUAAUAUGUGGUUAAUACAUUUUAAGAAUCUCGUCUUCAAAAAAAAUAUUUACUUAUUUCGUAAAUUCUACUGACAAUACACCAUCAGAAUGCAUAGUAUUUACUAAAUAUCAAUUUUCACUGAAAUACUCAGGAGAUUCAAUCAUUGUACGAAGUAAGCAUAUUUAAAUCACGAUGAAGAUAAAAUACUCAUCGAUUUUCUUAACUAUUCCCGAAUUGUAAAGAAAAGUCUACAUACAUAUGUCAAUCUAUAUACAAAUCACUUUUUAAAGUUUUGGGUCAUUAUAUUUCCCCUGUGUGAGUUUAUAUCAUUAUGUCACUUGAGCCUUGUAUGUGAUCUAUUACUAUUCGUUUUUGUCUGCCAUUAAAAUUCGUCUGGAGCGAAGUAAUAAAUUUCAUUUUGUGGU
Molecule: messenger RNA, 1039 nt
Organism: Saccostrea cuccullata (small rock oyster)
Lineage: Eukaryota; Metazoa; Mollusca; Bivalvia; Ostreida; Ostreidae
Product: coactosin-like protein
Exons: 4
Coding region: 86-508 (140 amino acids)
Biological process (GO): regulation of actin filament polymerization
Cellular component (GO): cortical actin cytoskeleton; actin filament; site of polarized growth
Molecular function (GO): actin filament binding
Source: RefSeq, a predicted model, not a curated record